UCUAUGGAUACUUCGGCCUUUUCGAACCGCAAAGACCUACAGGUGGAAUAAACCGACUUGAUGACAGGGAGGUAAUAUUCGGACUCUUUUAGAGGGGGGGCACUAUUUCCGUGUGGCGAGUGGAGAUGUCCGAGGAAAAUUUGGGGGAAGAGUCGAGCAGCUCCCCGGUUUCCCCCGUGGACAGCCUGAGCCACAGUGAGGGCGAGGCGGACACUCAGCCCAAAAGAAGCGCGCGGAAGCGGAGGCCGAGCAGGAAACACGCCGUCGCCGACGACUCGGACAGUCCGACCCCGUCGGGGGGCAAAAGGGGCAAGAAGUCGAGCAGCAGCGGCAGCCCGCAGUCGCUGGAGGAGCUCCAGAGCCAGCGAGUCAUGGCCAACGUGAGGGAGCGUCAGAGGACUCAGUCGCUCAAUGAGGCGUUCGCGGCCCUGCGCAAGAUCAUCCCCACUCUGCCCUCGGACAAGCUGAGCAAAAUACAGACGCUCAAACUGGCCGCCAGGUACAUCGACUUCCUGUGCCAGGUGCUGCAGAGCGACGAGCUGGAUGCCAAGAUGUCCAGCUGUAGCUAUGUGGCCCACGAAAGGCUCAGCUACGCCUUCUCCGUCUGGAGGAUGGAGGGCGCAUGGUCCAUGUCCACAUCUCACUAACACCAGGACGACACAAGCCCAACAUGGUGACUGCUGAUUCUACACUUCUCACAUUCUGACGGGACAUUUCUGGAGUCCAAUGCUGGAUACAUGGGAUCACUAUUUAAAGCAAAGACCACGGAGGUGCUGCAGGGGAUUUUGUUUGUUUGGGGUUUUUUGCAGCCCCCUCACCCCCCACUCCGAUGACGGUUUAUGUACAAGUUGUUGACGACGAAUGUUGAAUAUAUCACGGCUGUUGCCUGUUAAAAAGAAUUACUUUUUUUUCUACAUGUAUUAUUUCUGCCACCGUGGAGCAAGGCAGUUUGGUAUAUGUUUGUGCGCGUGUGUGUGUGUGUGUGUGUACGUGUGAUUCUCUACUGGUGGUGAGCCCACAUUUUUUAGGCUGUUUUUGUGGAUCAAACCUGUGCAAAAAAUAUUUUCAGAAAACAUCUAUUUAUUUAUUGGUAAUACAUUUAGGAAUACAUCCUGUGUCUGAAAUAUAAAUACAUUCCUAUUUUUUAUUAUCACUUUUGUAAAUGUUUGUAUAUUUUUUUUGCAAUAAAGAAAACGACCAUAUAUGCUGUUUCUUUUACCUUCGUUGCUCGUUCUAAUUAUAGGUCGUUUUUCUGCGUAAUUAGACAAUACGUGAACAACCACAACACCCAACAAUGAAAU
Messenger RNA from Corythoichthys intestinalis (scribbled pipefish), 1301 nucleotides. RefSeq names its product twist-related protein 2-like. Gene Ontology annotation, molecular function: DNA-binding transcription factor activity, RNA polymerase II-specific; protein dimerization activity; RNA polymerase II transcription regulatory region sequence-specific DNA binding. The transcript is spliced from 2 exons. Bases 126 to 647 code for a protein of 173 amino acids. NCBI's taxonomy places the organism in Eukaryota, Metazoa, Chordata, Actinopteri, Syngnathiformes, Syngnathidae. The record is from RefSeq and is a predicted model, not a curated record. Gene Ontology annotation, biological process: developmental process; regulation of transcription by RNA polymerase II.